AUGGGGUCUACUUGGGCGAGUUCAGUGUAUUCGACUGGCCAGGGGCAGAUCAGUGAGGAGUUUGGUGUCUCUAAUGAGGUUUCUACACUUGGUACAUCACUGCUGCUGUUCGGGCUUGGAUUGGGUCCUCUGAUCUGGGCGCCUCUAUCGGAAGUGUUUGGGCGCAAGCCGGCUGUGCUGGCGCCGUACUUUCUCGCGGCUGUCUUCUCGUUUGGUACGGCUACUGCGAAAGACUUGCAGACUAUUAUGAUCACUCGAUUCUUCACGGGCUUUUUCGGCUCGGCUCCAGUGACGAAUACUGGCGGUGUCCUGGGUGAUAUCUGGACACCCGAACAGCGCGGAGCUGCCAUCGUUGGUUAUGCCUUGGCAGUGGUUGGUGGACCUGUACUCGGUCCAAUUGUCGGUGGUGCUAUUUGCCAAAGCUAUCUCGGCUGGCGAUGGACCGAAUACAUCACUGGCAUAAUGAUGAUGUUCUUCCUAGUAAUGGAUCUCCUUUUCGUCGACGAGAGCUACCCACCAGUACUACUAGUCUACAAAGCCCGUCGCCUCCGAUUCGAAACAGGAAACUGGGCCCUCCACGCUCGCCACGAAGAAUGGGACGUAACCUUCAAAGAACUCGGCAACAAAUACUUGGUGCGGCCCUUCCAACUCCUCUCAACCCCAAUCUGCUUCCUAGUCGCCCUCUACGCCUCCUUUGUCUACGGCAUCCUAUAUCUAUCCCUAGCAGCCUUCCCAAUCGUCUUCCAAGAAAACCGUGGCUGGAACCAGGUCGUCGGCGCCCUCCCUUUCCUCGCUUACCUAGUGGGCAUCCUAAUCGGCGGCGUCAUCAACCUCGCAAACCAAAGCUUCUACCUCAAACGAUUCAAAGCAAAUGGUAACCGAGCCAUACCAGAAGCUAGACUGCCACCCAUGAUGCUCGGAUCUGUCCUCUUCGCCGCGGGGAUGUUUGUCUUCGGCUGGACGAGCCCGAAACACAUCCAUUGGAUUUGCCCGAUGAUCGGUGCUGUCAUGAUGGGUUUUGGUUUCUUCACGAUCUUCCAGGCUGCGCUAAACUAUCUCAUUGAUACAUUCCAGAAAUACGCUGCUAGUGCUAUUGCCGCUAACACUUUCUUGCGUUCUAUCUUUGCGGGUUGUUUCCCGCUUUUCACUACGGCUAUGUUUCAUAACCUUGGGGUGCCUUGGGCUGCUAGUGUUUUGGGUUUCAUUUCUAUUGCGCUUAUUCCAAUCCCGUAUUUGUUCUAUAUAUACGGCAAGCGGAUUCGGGCGCGUGGAUUCUGGUCGCGAGAUUCUGUUUGA
Penicillium arizonense is the source of this 1296-nucleotide messenger RNA. RefSeq names its product MFS transporter. Gene Ontology annotation, biological process: transmembrane transport. The record is from RefSeq and is a predicted model, not a curated record. Lineage: Eukaryota; Fungi; Ascomycota; Eurotiomycetes; Eurotiales; Aspergillaceae. The transcript has 4 exons. The coding region runs from base 1 to 1296 and encodes 431 amino acids. Gene Ontology annotation, molecular function: transmembrane transporter activity.